UCUGUGUUUCAGCACUAACAAUGGCAGAUCAGGCAAGGAACUGGAUCACAAGAAAGUGGAAGUCUCGUCAUAAAGAAGAUGACGCUGCAGUCAGUGGAACAGAUGCCACUUUCCGUCUGCCUUCCCUUCUUCGAAGGCUACAUCGCCAGCAAGUUGACGAGUCGUCUCUCAGAAGAUCUCAUCAACAUGGAGACAUAUACGAGACAUCGGGCGAAGCAGUGCAUCAAGAACCGAGCACCCUUUGUUCUAGAUGUUCUACCAUAUAUGUCAAGGGCCUUUUUGUCGAUGCUGUCGGCAAGCCUACAGCAACAAAAUUGAUCAAUCUUGGAGAACUUGGGGUAGAAGCUGAGCUAUCGUCCUGCUCAUUGUGUCGCCUUUUCCAUGCGGUGAGGAUACAGGAUGAUGAUAAUUCCCCAAUAGACGGCUACGAUAACUCUCCAAUUGAGGGCUACGAUAUCGCUCCGGUGAAAGAUUACUUCCUAUACCUGAUUGAUCCUCCACCACGGAUGUAUCGUUGGGACCGACCAGUACUAGCUGUAGUCAAAGAGAAAUGGACUUCAAGGCUACCCACGGGCGCAAUAUAUCAUUACAUACAUGACAUGGGAUUGUCUCGUGGGUUUAUUGCAGCUUCCAAGAUGGACCCUUUUGUGUACUCAGUACGGGCACUGUCUAUCGAUGCAAUGUCGGUCGACUUCAACAUUAUUCGAGGUUGGAUACACCGUUGUGCUGAGGACCAUAAGUUAUAUUGCACCCAAGGUGAAACAUCGGCUCUGUGGCCAGCAAAGAUGAAGUUGAUCGAUUGUGAACGGCGGAAGAUUGUGUCAGCACAGCCAUCAUAUACGUAUUCUGCGCUCAGCUAUGUAUGGGGUACAAGCAGAUCUGACGAUGGGGAUCGGUGUGUCCAUAAUGAACUCCCCGCAACCCUGCCACGGACUGUUGCGGAUGCUCUAAAAGUCACUAAGGAGCUCGGUCUUCGAUACAUCUGGAUUGACAGGUAUUGCAUCAAUCAGAAAGAGGAUGAUGAAAAACAAGUCCAGAUCCGUCAAAUGGACCUUAUAUACCAAAAGGCGUUCGUGACUAUCAUCGCUGCAGCAGGCACUGAUCCUCAUUUUGGCCUACCUGGAGUUAGUGCUACCUCGAGAAGUCCUCAACCAACUGCCUGGGUCAAUGGACGAUGCCAUGUAUCAACCCUAACAAGUCCGCGACUGCUCAUCAAUGCCUCUAAGUGGAUGCGACGAGCAUGGACCUAUCAGGAGAGCUAUUUUUCGACCCGACGCAUUGUUUUCACAGAGCAACAAGUACUUUAUGAGUGUCGAAGCGGUAUUGCGUAUGAGACCGUCGAUACUUUCCAGGAAAAUGGCGUAUAUUAUCUUCUCAACCAGCCCGCGGUUGGUAAAGAUGACCAUUCAAAUAUCUGCCAACUUCUGGAGGAAUAUUGUGGGAGAGAACUAUCUGUCGACUCUGAUGCUAUACGCGCAUUUGAGGGUGUGUUUCACAACUACAGGAGAAGGCACCACGUUCAUCAAUACCUGGGCAUCCCCAUCAUGCCAUUACAGACGGAAAUCUCGCUGGAAAAUAGGCAUCGCAGCAGGGGUGAGGCUUUCGCUGCGGGGCUCACCUGGUGCAAUAAAGUGCCGGGUACCAGGCGUAGCCUGUUCCCCACGUGGAGUUGGGCUGGAUGGACCGCACCGAUCAAUUAUAAAGGUCGGCUAUGCUGGCGUGGACUUGAACUCGGGAAUGAAAGACCAUUGAAGGUCUUUGUAGAGAGCUGUGACGGAUCUCUUUGGGACAUGGACGAGCUGAGCGACGUCUCGCUAGACUGGGGUGUUCUUGGUUCCUCUGGCAAGUUUAUCCAUAUCGAAGCAUGGACAAUACCCGUCGAUGUGCAGUGUAUGCCUAAUAGGGCAGAAGAAUUCCGAUACCACAAAUAUUGGUAUGAAGACGGCUCCGGAUAUCUUGCUAGAUUUCAAGGCGAUGAGAGAGUGGUCAAAAUUCCCAUGCAUUCACUGUAUCAGAAGCAUGGGAAUGGUGUUCCUACACAGCAAAGUUGUGCGCCAGACUUCGAACAACAUAGUCUGUUGGGUAUAGUGUUAGGCAGAUGUGAAGACCUUUCAGAUCUUGUUCCCGCUAAUGUCAUCUUUAUCAUGGUUGUACAAGAAAAAGAAUACUAUUACGAACGAGUUGGGCAUAUACUUUUUGCAAUGGAAUGUCCGCCAGGGUUCGAGGGCCACAUUCCAAUCGACGAGUCCGCGGAACGUGAAUUGCAGACUAUAUUUCGUUCGAAGAAAAGAAGAACUAUUCGUUUGGGUUGAUGGAGGCUUGCAGGAUCAAACUUGGUAUCGUUAUCGAGAAUUGCGGGCUAUACCUUGUCCGAGGCCACGAUCAAUGCUUCACGUCAUGCGCAUUACCGAAGCAGUGGACAGAAGAGGAUAACCCAAACUUAACACCCAUACCAUUACAACCCGAACGGUGACCUCUGCUACUUAAACGCUGUAUAUAAGAUUCCACUCUGUAUCAUUAGGCCAAGAGACGUCUAGGAAGGCCAGGCCAAGAGACACAUUGCAUAAGAGAAUCUACAAUCAUAAAGCGAAACCCAU
Messenger RNA from Alternaria alternata, 2597 nucleotides. RefSeq names its product HET-domain-containing protein. Lineage: Eukaryota; Fungi; Ascomycota; Dothideomycetes; Pleosporales; Pleosporaceae. The record is from RefSeq and is a predicted model, not a curated record. The coding region runs from base 21 to 2312 and encodes 763 amino acids. The transcript is spliced from 3 exons.